Messenger RNA from Juglans microcarpa x Juglans regia, 1303 nucleotides. RefSeq names its product adenylate kinase 1, chloroplastic. The record is from RefSeq and is a predicted model, not a curated record. Gene Ontology annotation, biological process: nucleobase-containing compound metabolic process. NCBI's taxonomy places the organism in Eukaryota, Viridiplantae, Streptophyta, Magnoliopsida, Fagales, Juglandaceae. The coding region runs from base 86 to 946 and encodes 286 amino acids. The transcript is spliced from 4 exons. Gene Ontology annotation, molecular function: ATP binding; AMP kinase activity. Gene Ontology annotation, cellular component: cytoplasm; mitochondrion.
UUAGGGUUUGGCGGCCCAAAUUCCAAUCCCUCUCUCUCUCCAUCUCUCCACAAGCUCAAUUCUCUCUCUCUCUCUUUUCCCUCCAAUGGAGGCCAUUAGCCGCCUCGCAAAGCUCUCCUCCGGUUCCUAUCUCAGGAGAUGCUUAUCUUCGGCCGUUGCAUCCGAAUCCAAUCCCCCUUAUACCUCUCCUUUCCUUCCAAAGCCUGACUAUAAUCUAAUCCACAAAGAUCCCAAGAACAGACAUGUCCAAUGGGUAUUCCUGGGCUGCCCCGGCGUGGGCAAGGGCACCUACGCCAGCCGCCUCUGUAAUCUCCUCGGCGUCCCCCACAUCGCUACUGGAGAUCUAGUCCGGGAAGAGCUCGCCUCCACUGGCCCCCUCUCUCAACAGCUAUCUGAGAUUGUUAACCAAGGUAAACUGGUGUCGGAUGAACUUAUAGUAAGCUUAUUGUCAAAGAGACUGCAGGCUGGGGAAGCUAAAGGUGAAUCGGGAUUUAUUCUUGAUGGUUUUCCUCGAACAAUAAAUCAAGCGGAAAUAUUGGAAGGUGUGACUGACAUUGAUUUGGUGGUCAAUCUGAAGCUCCGCGAAGAUGUUUUGCUUGAGAAAUGUCUUGGAAGAAGAAUUUGCAGUGAGUGUGGAGGGAAUUUUAAUUUGGCAUCCAUUAAUGCUAAGGGUGAAAAUGGGAAUCCUGGUAUUAGCAUGGCUCCACUUCUUCCCCCACCACAGUGCAUGUCAAAGCUCUUUACUCGGUCAGAUGAUACUGAAGCCGUUGUAAAGGAACGGCUUCAUGUAUACAAUGAAAAGAGUCGGCCUGUGGAGGAAUUUUAUCGAAGCCGGGGAAAAUUAUUGGAGUUUGACCUCCCCGGAGGGAUCCCAGAAUCCUGGCCAAAAUUGCUGGAAGCUCUCAAUCUUAAUGAUUAUGAGGAGAAGCAGUCUGCUGCAGCUUAGGCUAUUUUACUGCAUCUUUGAAGGUACAUCAUUCAUUGCAUGUGUAAGGUUCAUUAGUCAAGGGAGGGGAAGUGGGAUGGAGAACAUACUCUCCCUUUGGAGAAUUAAAAAAUAAAUAAAUAACUUGAAAACUGCGUUGCAAUUUGAUCUCUUCAGAAUUUUUUUUGCUUCAAUAUGAAGUGGUUUCUGGUCUAUUAUUGUAUGAGAGAGAUCUGUCACAGUAUUGUUUGGUUGAGGGAUAACUUAAUUUUAAGAAGCUAUUUUUUGGCACCAAUAAGCUUCAGUAGUGGAGGUUGAUAUAUCAAUAAUGAAUUUUUGUAACUUACGAUUAAUGAUUUAAUCAAGCUUCAGUUUGAA